Molecule: messenger RNA, 2439 nt
Organism: Adineta steineri
Lineage: Eukaryota; Metazoa; Rotifera; Eurotatoria; Adinetida; Adinetidae
Source: the annotation of a GenBank genome assembly
AUGACAACACUAGAUCAACGUUUUCGUAUUGUUGGUGAUAUAACAAUUCGAGGUAAAUCAACAACAACACAUGGAUUAAUUAAAGGAAAAAAAAUUGAUAUAUCUUAUGGAAGUAAGAAAACAACGGAUUUUGAAACUGUUUCAAUUAUUCAAUCACGUCAACCACUUACACCUGAAUCACCUUAUUUUAUUGUUGAAGUUUAUAAAUGUGAUCCAGAUGCAGUAUUAGCAAUUGGUAUUGCUCCCUUAGAUAUCAAUUCACAUACGGGACAAUAUAAUAAUUCUCUUGGUUAUCACAAUAAUACUGGACGAGUCUAUACAUCAUGGAAAGUACAUGCAAAUACACUUGGACUUCAGUAUGGAAAGGGUAAUACUGUUGCAAUCUAUGUAACGUAUUUCGGUGAACAUCUAUCAACAGCACUUCUUUAUUAUGAUGAUUUUCCUGUUGCAACAAGAUAUCAUUUUGAAGCAAAUAAAGAACGUUUUCUUCCAACAUUAACAUUUUCUGGUGGUCGUGUUGAAGUUGCAGUUCUUUGGCCGGAAGCUGUUGAACAAUUACCAGCUAUUACUGAUAUUCCAGUUUCUCAAUGGAUUCGAGCACCAAUGGGCACAUAUGAUACACAAACAGGAUUUUUUGAAAAUCCUUCUAGAUUAGAAGAUCUACCAGUUCAAUCUCCUGUACCUUUAGGAAAAACUUUUCGUUAUUUUGUUGUUACACAACAAGAAGUAUCACAAACCGAUGGGAAAGGUGCCAGUGUUGGAUUAGCUACUUAUUCUCCAUUAAAACCAACACCAACAUGUACAUUGAUGAAAGAUUAUUAUACAUGGUUUGCCAAGAUGAAAAUGCAAGUUGGAAAUACAAUUGGUUGGGGAGUUUAUUAUGAUGAUAAUUGUGAAGAUGAUAAAGCUGAACAAUUAUGUUUAGUUUAUGUUAUGUUUAAUAAAUUAAUUGUUGAUGUUCUUUUUGUUUUACAACCAGAAGGCGGUUUUGUUCCUAUUGUUUUACUUCAACCAUAUGCAACAAAAGUUUCAAUUACAAAAAAGAAUAUGUUAACAGCAGAUGAAGUAACAAAACUUCAAGGACUCUAUAAACAAAUGUUACGACCAGCUAUUGAUAUUUAUCGAAAAGAUAAAGCUGAACGAGAUUUAACUGGAAGUUUUUUUCGAAAAAGUGAUCAAGUUUUAUUAAAUAUUACUGAUCAAUCAUGUCGUGUAACAAUACCAAAAACUGAAAAUACAAUUCAUUAUGUUCAAUUUCGUCGACCGUUAACAUCGGAACGACGUUUCUUUUUCGUUGAAUUAGAAAAUAUUAGUCAACAAUGUCAAGUAACAAUUGGUAUUUGCUCAUCUCAACAUAAUCUAACAGAAGCACCAGGUUUUACUGAUAAUACAGUUGGUUAUAAUACACAUACAGGAAAAUUAUAUUCAAAUCGAAAAGAUGUUGGUAAUAUGCGUGGUCAUCGAUGUGAACAAGGUGAUACAAUUGGUCUUGAAAUAGAAGCAUUUGAAAAAGAAAUGAGUGUUGUAUUGUUCAGUAAAAAUUUUCGACCAAUUGGUACACGUUAUAUAACAUUACGUGAUCAUACACAAUUUUAUCCAACAAUAUUUAUUGAAAGUGCUGGUGAUCCAGUUGAAUUAUUAGUCCAUUGGCAAACAAGAGUUUCUGUACCACCACAUUAUAGUGUGAGAAAUCCAGAAGAUUGGUGUUUACCGGAAGGAACAAAGAUUGAUUUAAAAGAAAAAUCUUUUAUUUUACCACAACAUUAUGAUCGAUCUUUAUGUCUUCAAGCUCCUUAUAGUUUACACAAAAAAUAUAACCAUUUUGAAAUUGUACUUUCGGACAAAUUUAGUGAUAAUGAACCACCACCAGCAAUUGCUUUAUGUACGGCUUCACCACUUGAUCCACCACCAGUAUCUCAAUUUAAACAGGAUUACUUACGUUUUUGGCCAACAGGAGAUGCUGCAAAAUAUUUGAAACAAGGUGAUAAAAUUGGUUGGGGUGUUUUAUUUCCUCAGGAUGAAGAUAGUAAAUCUAGAAAAAACAAUGAACAAUUAAUAAUCUGUUAUUUAACUGUUAAUCGCACAGUUGGUUAUGUACGAGUACUUUAUCAACCUGUUGGUGGUCUUUAUCCAGUUGUUAUAGCACCACCAAAUGUUAAUCGUAUAAAAAUGGAUUUUUCAGCAACACGAAUCUCAACACAAGAUUUUACUCCUGAACAAAUAAAAACAAUUCUUGCUGAUGCUAAACAACAAAUUGAAGCGGAACAACAAACAAUUAAUAAAAAAUCUGCACCAGUUGUUGAAAAAAAGAACAGUAUAAAACCAAAUAACAAUAUAACAAUUAAUGGUACUCAUUCAGAUAUAAAUUCACCUAUUGAGAAUUAUCAUUAUGAUUCAAAUGUUGAACCAACGAAAUCAGCCGCUUGUAUCGUUCUUUGA